Messenger RNA from [Candida] anglica, 2300 nucleotides. The record is from the annotation of a GenBank genome assembly. Lineage: Eukaryota; Fungi; Ascomycota; Pichiomycetes; Serinales; Debaryomycetaceae.
CGAACUUCAACAAUUUUAAUACUUUAAGCUAGGGAGCUGAGAAAGAAGUGAAAAUUAACUAGUGUGAAAGUUAAGAUAGGGAUACUGCAAAUAAAUAUUUUUUUCCAAAAGAAUAAAAUACAUUUACACAAAAAAGGAAUAAUCUGAAUUGAUCUACUAAAAUUUUAAGGAGUAUUUCAAUUAUACAGUACCCAGCAACACUAUAUUCAUUGAAUAUACAUUCCAUAAGUUUGCAGAUCUAGACUGAAAUUGAAGGGAAAGAGCUAUACAUUAGCAUUGAAUUAAUUGUGAUACAUAUUGGAAUAUCUAUAUAUAACCCUUUUUCAAUAGUGUGCACGACAUCAUCCAACAUCAACUCACAACCAAGCAACCCUAAAAUCAUCUAAUUGUUACUCGAAAGAUAGUACGGGUAAUAUAAAUUGACUAUUUAACUAUUCUGGAAUAUGAUCAAAUCAUUCAGAAGGAGUAAGAGACUGUCAUCUCUGCCUGGUAAUAGCCCUAAACAUAACAUUUCCAGAUUAUCAUCAGGAUCUUCCCAAACUUCACCUAUAAAUAGAGGGAAUGGGAAUCUAGAUGACCAAAUUUUCAACUCACCUAAACGUGUGAUCAAGGCAUUAUAUGACUACCGACCACAAGGACCAGGAGAAUUGGCAUUUACCAAGGGAGACUUUUUCCAUGUGAUUGGUAAUGUUGACGAUGAAAAUGAAGAUCCUAAUGGAUGGUAUGAAGCCACAAAUCCAAUGACAGGAAUCCGUGGAAUGGUACCUAUGAGUUAUUUCGAAGUUUUCAAUAGAUCAAGACCUGCAAUUGUUCAAGAUGAAGAAGGAGAAUUGAACCAUGGAGUUGAGCCACCUAAAAACCUUCAAUAUGGUUAUAAUGAACGUCAAGGAGGACCACAUCAACGGAAUUCAAAUCAAAGUUUAUAUGCGGUCACAUUAUAUGAUUUCAGAGCUGAAAGACCAGAUGAAUUGGAUAUUUCAGUAGGGGAAAAUUUAAUUAUUUGUGCUCAUCAUAACUUUGAAUGGUUUAUUGCUAAACCUAUUAAUAGACUUGGAGGACCAGGAUUAGUUCCAGUUACAUUUGUUAAGAUAAUUGAUCUUGUUAAUGUUAAUGGGGCAACACAAGCUGAAUUUGAGGAUGAUGGAGAUGUGGUUAAAUUAAUCCAAACGUUUAACAUUCCAACGGUUGAACAAUGGAAAGAUCAAACUGCUAAAUAUCAAGCAUCAACUAUUCCAUUGGGGUCAAUUUCUAAUCAAACCCCACCAGCAUCUUCUACCAGUCAAUUUUUCAAAGGUGGUUAUUCCAAUGGACAAACCUCUAAUAGAUCUUCAUUAAGUUCAACAAACACACAAAUUGUGGAAGCAUCAGUUGAUUCAUACCAAUUAGAUCAUGGAAGAUAUCAAUAUUUGAUUAUUGCAAAACUUAGUAAUGGUAAAACGAGAUAUUUAUCAAGAUUUUAUCAAGAUUUUUAUGAUUUACAAGUUAAGUUAUUAGAAUUAUUCCCAUAUGAAGCAGGUAAGAUGGAAAAUUCUAAAAGAAUCAUUCCAUCUAUUCCUGGACCACUCAUUAAUGUAAAUGAUAGCAUUUCUAAGCUUCGAAGAGAAAAACUUGACUAUUAUUUACGUAAUUUGAUUGGAUUACCACCCAAUAUAUCUAGAAGUGAAGAAGUAUUAGCAUUAUUUGAAAUUUUGGAAAAUGGAUUUGAUAAAGAAAUUACUGAUUCAAUGUAUAAAAAGGAGAAGAGAUCACUGAAACCAAUUAGUCAAAAAUCUUAUUAUCAUCAAGAUCGAUUAUCACAAUAUUCCAAUUUCCAUAAUCAUAACAAUUCAUCAUCUACCACAAAUAAUAAUAAUAGUAAUACUAAUCGAACAUCUACUCCUACAUCCACCGAUCUGAAUAUUCAACGACCAUUAUCAUCAUCAUCGGGGAACCUUCUUAAUGCGGCCAUUGGAGGAAAUGAAAUUAAACAACAAAAGGUUAAGGUUAAAUUUUACUACGAAGAUGAUAUAUUUGUAUUAUUAUUACCAACCAAUUUAAGAUUACAAGAUUUAAAAUCUAAAUUAAACAAAAGAUUAAAAACGAAUGAAGAAGAAGGAAUUAAUGAAUAUGAAGAUUCAACCAAUAUUCAAUUAUAUUUGAAGAAUGAUUAUGAUGAUUUCAUUGACGAAAAUGGAAUUGAAGAAUCUGAUAUUUUAAAUGAAAUUCAACAAAUUCAAUUACAAGCACUUGAAAUUGAUAAUGAUGAUAAGUUCCAUGAAAAUAUGUAUGAUAAGUGUAAGAUAAUCAUUGUUACAGCAUGA